This is a messenger RNA of Procambarus clarkii (red swamp crayfish), 1117 nucleotides long. RefSeq lists its product as uncharacterized. The record is from RefSeq and is a predicted model, not a curated record. NCBI's taxonomy places the organism in Eukaryota, Metazoa, Arthropoda, Malacostraca, Decapoda, Cambaridae.
AUGGAUUCUGGCGCUAUAUAAAGGGUUGCUAGACCAAAAGUUGGUAUAUCAGGUGUCCUCACUCGAUCAACGGUAUCACCAAAUACAGUCAUGAAGUGUGUAUUGAUCGCAAGUAUGUUCCUGGCUGUGGCCGUUCUGGCCCAGGAGAAUUCCUACAUUAGGAAGCUUCCAGCUGAUCGGCUCAGAGAUUUCCCUGGCAUGUGCUUCGGGUCAACGAUCUGCAAAGUGUUCAAUGUAGGUGGUACAUGGCCUCUGAGGCCCUUCUGCGGCAACGCCACCUGCGUCCAGGAAGGCGAGCAGCUCUUGGAGGUAGUGCAGGAGUGCGCCAGGGCCAAGCCCAACCCCGACUGCACCGAAAAUCCGAUCGAUCCCAAACAGGAGUUGUUCUUCCCUGCCUGCUGCCCCACAUUCACCUGCAAGGAAGGGGCCACCAUCGCCUACUACACCCAGGCCGAGAACGAGGAUCUCAUCAAGCAGGCUCUUGCCGCAGCAUCCAGCACCACUCCCGCUCCUGUCGCUGCCCCCGCGAAGUAGUUAGCAGUGUAAGAACAUCGUAGUGUGUUAGAGGAACCACACGGCAAGGGAGAGGGAUGCAGUUACAUAUUUCUCCCUCUCAAGUGCACUACAAUGUAGUUCAGAUAUUUCAUGCAUAUCUCCAAAUACGUCUUCACCAUGUUGUCUUAUUGUUUAAGUCAUUCACAGCUACAAAAUGGCUAUUUAGAUUAAGAUAUGUUAUUAAUGUAACUGCCAUGAUUUAAAAUUGUAGAUGGAAUGAGUAAACAAGUAUCUCCAUCACCAAAGGCAGUCUUGAGCUAAACGAGAAGAUAGGCCGAGGACGCCUGAUAUCUCUCGGCUUAUGGCUGUCUCCACACUGAAUUCCUCUCACCAGUCAGUUGUCUUAAGUAUAAAUGUGCACAAUAACAACUCAAAAUCUUAAGUAUAUUGUGUUAAAAGACAAGAUUAUAUUACCGAAAUUGAGUUCAGACGCAUAAAUACUAAUUAUUUUUUUUAUUUUUUUUUAUUUACUGCUGAUGUCAGCCAGCUGCGAUAAUUAUCAUGUUUUGAAUUCAAAUCAGAACUGUCAUAAACAUUUAAAAAAUAAAGACAUCUUCACAGA